Molecule: messenger RNA, 1983 nt
Organism: Nicotiana tabacum (common tobacco)
Lineage: Eukaryota; Viridiplantae; Streptophyta; Magnoliopsida; Solanales; Solanaceae
Source: RefSeq, a predicted model, not a curated record
CAACCACCAAACACACCACACCCUUGUAGCUGUGAGCACUGACAAUACCUGAGGCCUGAUGCACCACAAUUGAAGGAUAUCUGGAGAAGUAAUUGAAUGAAUGUUACUUCUCUAAUCUGUACUUGCUUUCAAAAGCAAUCCUGCAAACAUCCAUUUCUCUGUUUAGAUCAUAUAUUCUGUGAGGAGAAGUUUCUGGAAGGAGAUGGGUUCAUCUCCAGCCAUUACAAUGGAGAAUAAGGCUGCUUGCAUUUAACUUAUUGGUGCAGCUGUAACAGGGAUUGUGCAUGUCAUCUGAGAUUGUUUAUGUGUCCCCAGGGAGGGAUAAAGGGAUAGAGGGGUGGUAAGAGAAAAUGGUUCGGCAGCAUAAUUUAAUGGGGAAUAUCUUCUGGUUUGUGUACAUGUGUCAGCUGAGGGAGGAUGAAGAAGUUAGAGUUGCGUAUUAUUUCCAGAAUUGGUUUUUCGAAAGUCAAUCAAAGAGCGUAAACAUUUAAGUUUAGCUAGCAAAUCAAAGAAAAGGAAAAUAUAAAUGGUCGCUUAAAUGAUUUAACAUUACUUAAUUUGAUGUGCAUUCAAACUAUUGAUAAAUGGUUACCUUUUCCUUCCAAUUUUAAGCGUAAACUGGAGUGCAAUGAAAGUUGAGUAAUUGCUUUGGGGUGGUUGUAUUCUUUACAUCAAGGAGAGCAAUUGAAGAGAAAGAAUACUACGCAACUUGUGGAUGAAUCAUCAGCCCCAAUUGGUGGCUCUAUGAGCAAUGGUGUUUUCCCUGGGCCCAAGAGAUCUGAUGUAUCGAAGAACCCAAGAUAUAUUGAUACUCGUGUGGACGAGCUAUUUCCUGUCUGAAAAAACAGCAUCAGGCUAAAUUUGAUUUCGAGGAAAGAAAAUGUCAAGGAAUGCAGCAGAGCAAAGUGGUAGUAUUAAAAAAUCUUCUGUGCCUUCAGCAUUUCUUGCUGAGAAUCAACAACAAUUGAAAUGCCCAGAAUCCUUUCUUGCUUCAACUGUAAGUGGAAAAGAUUGUGCAACCAAAACUUGUAGCACAAGUCAAAGGUGCAAUGAAAAUACUUUCCGCAGCGUCACUGAGCUGUCACUGGGAGGUGUAGAUGCACAUGGCUUGUCUACUAUUGAUAUGGAUAAAGCCUUAAAAGGACUCGCUACCCAUGAGCAUCAAGUUGCUUCUGCUAAAAUUGCUGAAUCCUCUGAACCAGAUGGUGGUUCAAGGUCAAAAAUUUUCUCCUCAGAACUCCAUGUCCCAUGUAAGAUGACCCCGUUGGAUCUGACGGUGAAAACUAAUAUACGAGUUGUGUCUGCAUCUUCCAUCAACUGGUUUCAUAGAUUGAUCAAUUGUGGCACCAGCAAUGUGGUGGCAAGGUUUACAUCCUCGAAUUGUUCCACGAGUCAAAAGAUGACCUGCUUUCCUGAAAUGAAUUCUGUUUCCCAAGCAGUUAAUCAUUGGUCAUUGCAUUCCUGGAUGUAUCCGCAGUCUCCUCUACCGCCUUCAGUUAUAUCAGCUUUAACAUUGUCUGCUUCAACGGGAGGGCAACUGGACUUUUUAAGCGAAAGGCAGCUAGCAUGGCAGGAUUCCUUUCGAAGUUUAUAUUACAUGCUUCGGAAGAAUGUUUGCAGCAUCUUCUACGUCUGCACUGCCCAAUUUGUGGUCAUGUUCACCAGUUCUUAUUCUGAGGAAAACUGUGUUUGCAAUGCAUAUAUAUCUCAGUCACCCCGGGGUUUCAGGUCAUCACUCAAAGAACAUGAUGUUUCUUUUUCUAUGCCGCUUUGCCGCUCAAAAUUGGAGGAACUUAGUACAGAAGAGCUGCUUGAGCUUUCAGAGAUUGAGAAACAAAAUCCGGGCCAGACUAGGCGGCGGGGUGCAAUGUCUGAUGUGGAUAAUAGGCCCCAAUCUCUGCUGGCAUUCACUAGAAAUAAGAAUGUUCAUUCUUUAUAUGAUUUUCUACUGAACUAUAGGUAAGCUCGUAGUUGAUAAAAAAG